AUGAAGCCCCCAGCCUCUGUCUGCAACUGUGCCAUCCUGCUGGUCCUGUUGCCGCUGCUGGCUGUCCUCCAGACCACCCAUGCCCAAAAGAAUGCCAUCGACAUCUACAGCCUCACUGUGGACUCCAAGGUCUCCUCCCGGUUUGCCCACACGGUCAUCACCAGCAGGGUGGUCAACAAAGCAGAUUCCAUGCAGGAGGCCACCUUCCAGAUAGAGCUGCCCAAGAAAGCCUUCAUCACCAACUUCUCCAUGAUCAUCGACGGUGUGACCUACCCAGGGAACAUCAAGGAGAAGGAUGCAGCCCAGGAGCAGUACAGUGCAGCCGUGGCCAGAGGGGAGAGUGCUGGCCUCGUCAAGGCCACUGGGAGAAAGAUGGAGCAGUUCCAGGUAUCGGUCAGUGUGGCUCCCGCUGGCAAGGUCACCUUCGAGCUGGUGUAUGAGGAGUUGCUCAAGCGGCGUCUGGGAGUGUAUGAGCUGCUGCUGAAAGUCCAGCCCCGGCAGCUGGUCAAGCACCUGCAGAUGGACAUUCACGUCUUCGAGCCUCAGGGCAUCAGCUUUCUGGAGACAGAGAGCACCUUCAUGACCAAUGAGCUUGCAGAGGCCCUCACCGUCUCACAGAACCAGACCAAGGCUCACAUCCGAUUCAAGCCGACGCUGUCCCAGCAACAGAAGUCUGCAGAGCAAGAGGACACAGUGGUGGAUGGCGACUUCAUCGUCCGCUAUGAUGUGAACCGCACCCUCUCGGGAGGCUCCCUUCAGAUCGAGAAUGGCUACUUUGUGCACUACUUUGCCCCGGAGAGUCUGUCCAUGAUACCCAAGAAUGUGAUCUUCGUCAUUGACACCAGUGGCUCCAUGAUGGGCAGGAAAAUCCAGCAGACUCAGGAAGCCCUCAUCAAGAUCCUAGAGGACCUCAGGCCGGAAGACCACUUCAACCUCAUUACCUUCAGCAGGGAGGCAACCCAGUGGAAGCCAUCUCUGGUGCCAGCUUCGACCCAGAACGUGGAGGAGGCCAAGAAAUAUGCUAACACCCUCAAGGCCCAUGGAGGAACCAAUAUCAACGAUGCGAUGCUGAUGGCCGUGCAGCUGCUGGAGACAGCCGCCCGGGAGGAGCAGCUGCCCUCAGGGAGCGUGUCCCUUCUCCUCCUCCUCACUGAUGGCGACCCCACUGUGGGCGAGACCAACCCCAGCAAGAUCCAGAAGAAUGUGCAGGAGGCCAUAGGCGGUCAGUACAGCCUCUUCUGCCUGGGCUUUGGCUUCGACGUCAGCUACGCCUUCCUGGAGAAGCUGGCGCUGGACAAUGGCGGCCUGGCUCGGCGCAUCUACGAGGACUCGGACUCCGCCCUGCAGCUGCAGGACUUCUACCAGGAGGUGGCCAACCCCCUGCUGACCGCAGUGACCUUCGAGUACCCAAACAAUGCUGUGGAGGAGGUCACGCAGGACAACUUCCGGCUGUUCUUCAAGGGCUCCGAGAUGGUAGUGGCCGGGAAGCUCCAGGCCCAGAGCCCUGAGGUGCUCUCAGCCCAAGUCAGCGGGAAACUGCCCACGGAGAACAUCACCUUCCAAGUGGAGUCCCAGGUGGCAGAGCAGGAGGAGGAGUUCCGAAAGCCCAAGUACAUCUUCCACGGCUUCAUGGAGAGACUCUGGGCGUACCUGACCAUCCAUCAACUGCUGGAGCGAAUGGUUUCCGCAUCCGAUGCUGAUAAGAACGUCCUGGAGAAGCAAGCUCUGGGCUUGUCGCUCAACUAUAGCUUUGUCACCCCCCUCACGUCCAUGGUGGUGACCAAACCAGAAGGCCAAGAACAGUCUCAAGUUGCUGAGAAGCCCGUGGAAAGUGAAAAGGUUCCCUCAGCAGGAGUUUCCAUGCACGCUCAACGUUAUGACCUGAACAACAAGAGAGCGGGACCACCUGGAUUGAGUCUUUCUGGUAUUAAUCAUCAUCCAUUCUAUCUUGAUCAUCGGGACUUGAUCCUAAUGCGCGGGAUAGAAACAAGCCCUACAGCCCCACCACCAGCCUCCAUCCAGGCUCCCACCGUCAUCCUGCCUCUGCCGGGGCAGAGCGUGGACCAGGUCUGCGUGGACAUCAAGCGCACCCCGGAGCCAUUAUUACUCCUGCUCUCAGACCCUGACCAAGGUCUCGAGGUGACUGGGGAGUAUAAUAUGCAGAAGGCCCAGUUCUCCUGGAUCAAGGUGACUUUCAAGAAUCCCCAGCUGCAGGUCCGCGUGUCCCCUGAGCAUGUGGUCGUGACUAGGGGCCGAAGAAGCUCUGAGUACAAAUGGAAGGAGACGCUGUUUGUGGUGAUGCCUGGCCUCACGAUGACCAUGGACAAGGCAGGGCUCCUGCUGCUCAGCAGCCCAGACAAAGUGACCAUCGGCCUGCUGUCCUGGGACGGCCCUGGGCAGGGGCUUCGGCUGCUUCUGCGGGACACUGACCGCUUCUCCAGCCGCGUCGACGGGAUCCUUGGCCGCUUUUACCAGGGCGUGCUCUGGGGGCCGCCAGAUGCCACAGAUGACAGCAAGCGAACACUGAGGACUCAUGGGUUUGACUACAGUGCCACCAGAGAGCUCAAGGUGGAUUACCAAGAGGGGACCCCAGGAACAGAGAUUUCCUGCUGGUGUGUCGAACUAUAG
Messenger RNA from Pipistrellus nathusii (Nathusius's pipistrelle), 2628 nucleotides. The record is from the annotation of a GenBank genome assembly. NCBI's taxonomy places the organism in Eukaryota, Metazoa, Chordata, Mammalia, Chiroptera, Vespertilionidae.